Messenger RNA from Didymodactylos carnosus, 4151 nucleotides. The record is from the annotation of a GenBank genome assembly. NCBI's taxonomy places the organism in Eukaryota, Metazoa, Rotifera, Eurotatoria, Philodinida, Philodinidae.
AUGAAAACUCCUAACGAGUCGAUGGCCACUGUUGAUAUGAGUAUGAAUGAAAUUCUACCCGGUCUUGAAUCAUUUCUUCGAUCAAUGCUACACAGUAAACAUCUAGACAAAGAUCAUCGUCAGGUAGCUGCAAUGUAUAUUGAUAAAUUAGAUCAUUUAAUUAAAAAUACAAAAUCGUCUCAGCAACUAUCAUCGACCAAUGAAAAUACAAAACAGAAAGAAGGAGAAGAAGAAGAAGAACAACAACAACAACAAGAAAAUAAAGUAUCUGAUGAUUUAAAACAACAACCUGAUUGUUACAAUGAUCAAACAAUAGAUGAAUCAAAACAAUUAAAUUUAAAUACGAUGAAUGAAAACAAUAUCCUCUCACAUCAGAAAGAUCAUUCAUUAGAAGAAAUUAUAUUUGAUGAUGAAAGUGAUGAUUUUACAGAUGAAGAAGAAGAAGAACGACAACAACAGCAAAAAAUCGAACCAAAUGGACAGACUGAACUAAGUGACGAGGAUGAAUUUGAUGAUGAAUUGGAAGAAUCAUCAAGAAUUGUUCCAUGUAGCGAAACAAUUCCAACAGAAAAUGGACAUUCAUUAAAUAAUCAUGGUUAUGAUAGUUGGAAUGGUGUUAGCAAUAAAAGUAACCAUAGUAAUCAUAGUCAGUGGUAUAUUGAUACACCGAAAAAUGAUUAUCUCGAAGCAUUAACGCCUCUAUCUAAUAAUAAAACUGAUUAUUUAUCAAACGGAAAUGACACGGAAAAUGUAGUUCCAAAUAUUCCAAAUACACCUCGUUUAUCAACGUCAACUUCGUCCUCUAUAAUUGCUGAUGGUUUAUUACUUACCUAUGAAAAUCAGACAUGGAUUUGGAGAUACUAUGUACUCGAUGAUUAUGAUUUAAUUUGUUUUACAACAGAUAAAAAGACAAAUGAAACACCAUUAUGGGUCACAGAUAUUACGGGAGCAAAAGUUCAAACAACAAUAAUUGAUAAAACUGAAUGUUUAUGUUUACAAAUUGGACUUUCUGAAGCAAUUUAUGUAAGACCAGUCGAUCAAAGUCAACUGCCUAUUUGGCUCAAGGCAUUUCGUGAUGCAUCCAUAGCUCAAAUAUCGAAAGAUAAUAAUAACGUGAAUCGACCUGAUCAUCAAAAAGAACGUAAUAAUAGUGUCAAAAGUUUAUCGAAAAAUGCCCGACGUAUGUUUCAACAAUUCAAUCGUAAAAAAGGACAAAUUGUAUCACAAUUACUUGAGCAAGUAGCAAAUGUGGCCGGUGUCGAUGAUAAAACAAGAAAACAUUGUGAACUAAGAGGUUUCCUCGUCAUAUCAUGUGAUAAUGUUCAAUUUUUGACGAAAUAUUGUACAAUUGUUGAUGGAUCAUUUCGUGUUCAUAAAUCUCGUUUAUCAGAUCAAUAUGAUUAUGAAUUGUGUUUACAACAGUGUACAUUGACAUUUCCAGAAGAAAAAACGCGCGAUGUUCAAUUUGCGCUUAUAGAUCAUUCGUCAAAACAUCAACAACAAUUAUUUAUUCGUGGAAAUAAUAUUUAUUCUAUGGGUAGACUAUUGAACACACUCGCGAAGUAUGUUGAAAUAGUUGGAAGUUCUCAAUUGAUAUUUUCACAACAAACAACACCGAUUAUAAGCAAACAACGAGUUACUAACGGAACAUCGUGUUCAUCUCAAUCACACAUUUAUUCGGAUGUCGAUUCUUCGUCAAGAGGUGGAGGAGGAGGAACCGAUUCAAUUGUACCAUCAAUUAUGGGAUCUCAAUCAAUUACAAAUAUUAGAGGUCAAAGUAAAGCUACACCAGAAAUAUAUUCUCCAAGUAGUAUCAAAUCAUUACCAGUUGGGAAAUUUAAAAAUAACAAUGAGCAUACGUUCCAGGAUCAAUCAUUAAAUGACGUCGAUCAAGUAUCAUCUUUGAAAAAAAAAACUGUUUAUCGUAAUGCCUCUAAAUUAUAUGGUGUAGCUGACGAUGAUAAGGAUGCUCCAGCAUUCUUGUUACCACUACGAAGACAUUCAAAUGAUGCAUUAUUAAACAGUAAUGGAAAUAAAACAAAUCAUCAUAAACAUCGAAAAAUUGUCAGUAGUAAAAAUAAUGAUAAACCAAAAUCUUACGAUAAUAUUCCUGAACAAAUUAAUCACACAUCGAAAAGAACAUUAUCUGAUCAUAAUAAUAAUCAUUAUAAUCGAAUUAAUGCAAAAAAAAAUGGUGAACAGCAUAGAUUAAACAACAGUAUGACUGAAUUACCAUUAACUACUUCCAAUAUUAAUCAUCGAAAAUCACCAAUAAAACCACCAUUUAAACAAAUUGAACAUCAACGCUCUGAUUCUAUAUCAAACAGCGUUCCAUCAUCACCAGAUAGUUCUGUAUUUUGCCUACGUACAGAAUCAUCUCAUCGUAAUUCACGUCGUAAUCAUAACAAUAAUAAUAGUAAUAAUAAUCAUUCACAGUCACAAAAUCGAUCUGUUUCCUCUGUAACACCCUAUCGUAAUCGUAAACCAGACGAAAUUAAAUCACCUACAUCUUCAUCUUCUGAUUAUGUGACACGUUUAGCUAAUUUAUUUUCUCGGAGUUUUUCAUCACAACCAAAACCGGAUAAUGGUCAACAACAACAACAACAACAACAAGAUAUCUAUAACAAAUUAAAUGAAAAAGAGACCGGUACUCAAACAUACUCAACUUAUCUAGAUAAUCAACAGCAUCAAACACCUCAACAAUCUCCAUCGAAAAAUGUUGCCAAACGAACAAGUUUUCGAUCAAAUAAUCAAAAUCAUAAUCAAACAAGUCUUUAUAAUACUCGUUUGUCAAGAGAUCAUCACUUGACUGCAGCUGAUAUCAGUUUACCAUUGGUACAAGACAAUAAUGAGAAUCACUCAACAGCACAUUUUCCAAUGCCAACCACGAUUUAUGACACAAAACAAAAUGGAUGGUCAGAGACUGGAAAUAAUAAUACAAUGAACAUCAAUCAAAACUAUGCAUUAUCAUCAUCAAAUGUUCUUCCUCGAACAGAAUUAAAGUCGAAACGAGUUUAUGAUAUUCCAAUAACAAUUGAACGGAAAUAUCAGCCUCCGUCAUUAUUAAACGAUGUUUCGUUAAACGAAAAGUCAUCUUCUCAUCGACCUGUAAAACUUAUUUUAACACCAUUUCAACAAUACUCAACGCCUAUAACGUUAACAUCUAGUAGUCGUACUAUUGAACCAAUAUUUCAGAAUAAUCGUACACUAUUACAAGAUGUUGAAGAUGAAAUCAAUCGAAAAAAAAUAGAAGAAGAAGAAGAAAGUCCUUAUGGAAAUCACUAUGAUAAUUGUCGAAACGAUUCGAUUUCACCAACAAAUGAAUCACAUCAUUAUCGUAGUUCAUCACCACUCGGAGUGGCAAAAUUUCGUUUUGUUAUUCCAUUUAAUCAUAGUCCAACAUCACCAUUUGGAACAAUAACAACAAACACAACUGCAUCACAAAAAAUAAUUAAACCAUCUAAAAGACUGUUUGUAUUUUCCCAUCAGAAAGGUGCGGAAGAACUUGGGUUGGUUCCAACACGAAGUAUAUUAAAUUUUUGUAUUAUGAUUCAGUUUAUUUUACUGUUCAGUCGUCAAGGUAAAUUACGUUUGCAAAAAUGGUAUACAGCACAAACGGAUAAAUCAAAGAAAAAAAUUACACGUGAAUUAGUUGCAACAAUAUUAGCUCGAAAGCCGAAAAUGUCAAGUUUUCUUGAAUGGAAAGAAUUAAAAGUUGUUUAUAAACGAUAUGCUAGUUUAUAUUUUUGUUGUGGUAUUGAACAAGAAGAUAAUGAAUUAUUAACACUUGAAACAAUUCAUCGUUACGUUGAGCUAUUAGACAAAUAUUUUGGAAGUGUAUGUGAAUUGGAUAUUAUAUUUAAUUUUGAAAAAGCUUAUUUUAUGUUCGAUGAAUUUAUACUUGGCGGUGAAGUACAAGAAACAAGUAAAAAGGCAGUAUUGAAAGCAAUUAAUGAUCAAGACGUAAUACAAGAAGUAUGUAUUCUACGUUGAUAAUUGCUAUGUAAAGAGAGAGAGAGAGACAGAGAGAGAGAGAGAGAGAGAAAGAGAGAGAGAGAGAGAGAGAUAGAGAGAGAGAGAGAGAGAGAGAGAGAGAGAGAGAUAGAUAAAGAGAAAGAAAGAGAUACAUUAAAAAUGAGAAUGAUUAAUUU